Messenger RNA from Micromonas commoda, 3060 nucleotides. RefSeq lists its product with no specific name. Lineage: Eukaryota; Viridiplantae; Chlorophyta; Mamiellophyceae; Mamiellales; Mamiellaceae. Bases 1 to 3060 code for a protein of 1019 amino acids. The record is from RefSeq and is a predicted model, not a curated record. The transcript has 3 exons.
AUGACGGGCACAGACUCUAAGAGUGCCCUGGGUGCGCCGAGGAACAAGAUGGCGCUGUUGAACGAGGUUGCCGCCGCGCCGAGCGCGACGCACGCGGCCGGGCAAUACGGGGAGGGGGGUAAUAUACUUACACAGCAGGCGUUGACUCAGCCUGGCGCGCACGCCGCGUUCCGGGCUCCCUUCGUCGCGACUCCCCAUCCCGGCGUGCCCCCGAUGUUCGCACCCUACGGCGUGUACGGAGGAGGCGCGGGAUCGCUCGGUCCGGGCGCGGAGUGGCCGAGGUGGCCGCCCGCGCACCGCGUCCAGCCGCCGGCGCAGCUCGUGCAGCUGGCGGGCGCGGGGGCGGGGGCGGGUGGCCUCGUCGCGCCGCCGGCGCCGCCGCCGCUCGCGGUGGACGCGAAGCGACCGUGGGGCCCGCGCCUCGCGAACGAACCCCCCCAACCCGACCCGACGCACGGCGCCGCCGGGAGCGGAAGCAGCGGAGGGAACGUCCUGAGCGGCGGCGCGGGGGGCGGGGGUGGCUCCCUCGGGGGCUCGCUCGGCGGCGCGGGGGGCGGGGGUGGCUCCCUCGGGGGCUCGCUCGGCGGCGGCUCUGGAGCGUCGGAGACGACGUUCGACUCGUACGGACGCGCGGCGCCACCCGGGAUGGCCCUCUACGUACACGCGGCUGCCUACCCGGGCGGGUACCCGGUCACGGGCCGGCCGGCCGCGCCGUGGACCCGCCAGGCACCCGUGGGAUAUCCAAACGUACCCGGGGUAUCCUACGCUCCGCACGCGACGAUCCAACCGCCGAAACCCCCUUCCGGCUUUCUCGUCGAGGCGUCGGCGGCGCAGGGUUCGGCGGAGGAGAAGAAGGAACCCUCGGGAGGCACGGCGCCGAACGGUGCGAGGACGAACGGCGGUGGCGACGCGACGACGAACGGGGCCCCGACCCGGGGGGCGGAAGACGCCGCGGUUGAACCUCGCGGCUCCAACCUCGCGCACGGCUCCAACCUCGUGCACGUCCAGUCGAGCGCCGCGGCGGUCCCCGCGUCGGCGCACAACCCCCUCGCGACGCGUACCAAGUCUCUGCUCGGCGAGCGAACCUUCGCGGAGGUUCAGACGAUGCUGUUGCGUCAGCAGGGUACGUACGAACGCCAGCUGCUGGACUUGCACCGCGUGGUUCGCGUGCAAUCCGACAUCAUCUGCUCCAUAACGAAACAAGACGGCGUCGACUUCAAGUCGGAGCAAGACGCCGCGUGCAGACGCAAAAAGUCCAAAUCUCCCGACUCGGACCAGAGCAAGGAGCUCAAGCUCAAUAAGUCGGAGCAGGGCAGCGGCGCCGGCAGCGGCGACGGCAGCGGGCAGGGCAGCGGCGGCGGCAGCGAGGGCGGCAGCGGCGACGACGGCAGCGGGCAGGGAUCCAAGGGGAGCGGCCCGGAGCCCGGCGACGGCAGCGGGCACGGCUCGGGCGGGGGCGGCGGGAGCGGGCAGGGGUCGGGGUCCGGCGGAUCGGACGUGUCCGACGGCGACAAGGGCCCGAGGCGACCCAUCCUGAAGGGGCGACGCAGCCCGCGCGGCGGCGGCGGCGACGCGAACAAGAACAAGAACAAGCGCGCGACGAUCUCGCCGGAGGUUGACAAGAUUGAACGAGAUUCAUCCCGGAAGGAUUCUCGCGAAGAGGAGGAGGAACGAGCGAAGAAGGAUUCACGAGGCGACGGCGCGCGGCGAGCGAGGAGCGCUCGCGCCGCGGCUGCCCCCGAGGCUGCCCCCCGCGACGAAGCGGAGGAGGGCGGAGCUCAGGCGGCGCCGCGUUGCGCGGCGGAUGCCAACGUCUCAGACCCGAACAGCGCCAACGACGGAAAAGCCGGACCCGGCGCGGCGGAUGGAGGCCCCUUUGCGGCCAUCUUCUCCGCCAUGGCGCACCAGACUGUCAUCAAGCAGGCGGCGCGGAAGGCUUUCGACGAGCAGUCUUUGCAGCAGCAGCGAGCGUACGCGUUGGCUACCCGACCAUGGCGCGAGGAGGGGGGCGGCGACCACCGACCGGGGGAUAACGCCGCGCCCCCCUCGCAUCACCAGCAGCAGCAUCAAGCCGCCGCCGCGGUGCACCACGCGCAGGUCCAGGCGGCGUAUCACGCGUCCCGCCAGCGCUCGCUGCAGUCGCUGCACCACCAGCAGCAGCAGCACGAGCACAGGUACUACCACGACCAGUGGGUCGCGUGGUACUCUCAGCAGUACGCUCACGCCGCCGCCGCCGCCGCGACACAGGGAGCGUGCGCCCCAGGGAGCAUGGGCCCGCCGCAGCCGAAGCCGCCGCCGGGAGGAGUCGCGGGUUUAGGGUGGACCAACUGGCCCCACGUUCCCGUCGACUGGUUCCACGCGGGACAUCAGCAGCCGCCGCGGGGCGAGGAGGUGACGCAGGUCAUCGGCGGGCCAUCGCACGCUCACCACGGAGCGGCGCCGGGUCCCCACGGAGCGAUGGCGGCGAGGCACCACUACCACUUUCCGGUGCCCCAGCCGCCGGGCGCCAUGUUCCCGCACCCGGCGUACCCUGGAUCGGGCUCGCAGGGGCCGAACCCGCCCGCGCUCAACCUGGGCCCCGGGGGCGGAGGCGGGGGCAAGUCUCCCGCCGCGGAGGUCAACGCGGGGGUCAACGCGGGGAGGUCAACGCGGGGCGGCGACGACGACGGCAAGUCGGGCGCUCGUGAUGACAAGAAGGGUAACAACGCGAACAACAACGUGAACAACAACGCCAAGGGUAAGAGGGGUAAGGGCACCAAGCGCGGUGCGGGUGGCGGUCGCAAGAGUGCCGACGGCAAGACCGAAGACAUCGACGACGCGGGAUCGGAUUCGAUGAUGACGGGUCAGCCGGGCCAGAGCGACGGGGGGGAGGUGGACGGACACCACCACGGAGGACGGGGAGGCGGCGGCAAUGGAGGCGCGCGGGGCAACGGCACGAACAAGAAAGGCUCGUUGAUCCCAGGCGCGCCCCUCACCAAGAAACCGAGGAGCGGGCAGCCCAAGCAAGGUCCCAAGGACCAAUCUGCGGCUGACAUCCUCAUCUCGAUCAUGAAGGCGUGA